Fusarium vanettenii 77-13-4 is the source of this 927-nucleotide messenger RNA. RefSeq lists its product as uncharacterized. The record is from RefSeq and is a predicted model, not a curated record. Bases 1 to 927 code for a protein of 308 amino acids. NCBI's taxonomy places the organism in Eukaryota, Fungi, Ascomycota, Sordariomycetes, Hypocreales, Nectriaceae. The transcript has 3 exons.
AUGGCUUCAUUCCAGACUUUUAGACUUGUGCCGCUGCGCGAAGAGGUGCUCGGUGAGAAGGAUGAGUGGGCAGGUCUAACCGAUGCCAAAGAGAGGAGAAAGCGGCAAAACAGGAUCAAUAAGAGAGCGGCUCGUCGACGUCAGAGGCUGACCGAUGCACGCGAGCACGAGGCUCGUUUUGAACCACCAGCGAACAGUAACACCAGUGUACCUUGUCAAUUGGGAGAAGAUGCGAUCGCAGCUUCAUCGGCAACUGGCGUUUACUUUCCUAUGACGCCAGACUCUCGUCUUCUUCAUGUCAUCUCGUUCAACGUCUCCCGUGCCAUCCUAACAAACUACUUCAUCAUUUCCACUAUCCCCCUAGAAACCACGAGGUUCUGCUCCAUAUGCCGGGUUUUCACAUUGCCUGCCCCAGAAACAGGCUUCGAAAUUACCCUACCAGUGUCCUUAAUGCCGACGCUUCUCCAAGAGCAAGUACCGCAUCCUGGCUGGGUGGAUCUCUUUCCUUCCCCAAAAUUGCGGGAUAACCUGAUCCUUGCACUUCAAGAGUACGAUAUCGAUGAGGAUGCUUUCAUGUUGGAUUUGGUUGGAGAGGCCUUUGAGAGCCUUUGUCUAACUAGUGACGAGGUUGAAGAGCAAUCCGCCCUGGUAAACCUGAAGGGCAGCGAGGCUGAAAGUCAACCAGCCCCCGUUGCAACAACAACGGGCGAGGGUGAUACUAUUACAGCUAUAAACUUGGAAAAUUCUUGGAUCGGAGAGUCGGGUCUAAUAUCUUGGUCGGAUCCUUGGGAUACAGCUGGCUGGGAAGUGACCGAGUCGUUUGCCAAGAAAUGGGGGUUUCUUCUAAUAGGAUGCGAAGACGUUGUCAACGCGGCAAACAAGUGGAGAGAGACCAGAGGCGAGAAUCCUUUAAGCGUGACGAUUUAG